AUGUACCACAAGAUAGCCAUUCUUGGAGUCACUAUUGCCUUCACAACCGCGUCAACUCUGACGGUUGUGCUGCGACUGUUCACUCGGUUCAUGAUCGUUCGAAAACCGGGCUGGGAUGAUGCGGCGAUCGUUGCGGCAAUGGCCCUCUGGGUCUCCAUUCCUUUUUACAACAUCACCCUCUCGCUGACAAAAUUGUCCCUCAUCCUGCUGUAUAUGCGUCUGUUCGCCUUGGCCAACCGCCGUUUCCGGCUUCUCCUCAUCGCCUUCCUCGUAUUUGUCGUCGUCGAGGGCCUCUGGUUUCUUUUCAGCGCGCUUUUUAUCUGCAAUCCCAUCCGAGGGUUCUGGGACCGCACUGUCCCUGCGACCUGUCUCUCCUAUUCUGUCAUCUGGUGUCUCAACGCGGCAUUACAGAUCGCUUCAGAUGCUGUGGUCGUGACGACACCGAUUCCGACAUUGGCGCGGUUACGCCUACCGAGAAGGCAGAAGAUUGAAAUGAUUGUGGUCUUUGCGUUGGGCUUCUUUGUCUGCGCAUUGAGCAUCAUUCGGCUUACAACCAUUAUCAAACUCACUCACAGCGAAGACUUUACGGAACAAAACGGCCCGGCAGCAACCUGGUCCUCCAUCGAAUCUAACGUCGCCAUCAUCUGCGCCUGCCUACCGCCCCUACACCCGCUACUUUCGCGCAUCUCUUUCAAGUACGUGAGAGGACAUGGUCGUGAGCGUGAGCGCGAGCACGAUUCCGCCCGCCAGCACACGGUCGAGAAACCUCCGCCCUCGUCGUUGACGUGGAAUUUGGAGAAUCCGUUUGCGAUGACAAGCUGGAAUUAUUCGGCGAGUGUGACGGGGAACUGCUCGACGCUUAGAGAUGAGGUUCCCGAGACGAAUAGCAUCCAGGUGGUGAGGGAGUUGCGGUGGGAUCUGGAGGAAGGGAGGGAGGACAGGGCGGGGAGUUGA
Molecule: messenger RNA, 954 nt
Organism: Aspergillus clavatus NRRL 1
Lineage: Eukaryota; Fungi; Ascomycota; Eurotiomycetes; Eurotiales; Aspergillaceae
Exons: 4
Coding region: 1-954 (317 amino acids)
Source: RefSeq, a predicted model, not a curated record